Molecule: messenger RNA, 2525 nt
Organism: Oreochromis aureus
Lineage: Eukaryota; Metazoa; Chordata; Actinopteri; Cichliformes; Cichlidae
Gene: sdf4
Product: stromal cell derived factor 4
Exons: 7
Coding region: 278-1351 (357 amino acids)
Biological process (GO): calcium-ion regulated exocytosis
Cellular component (GO): endoplasmic reticulum
Molecular function (GO): calcium ion binding
Source: RefSeq, a predicted model, not a curated record
UCACCAAGUAUACUUGUCAACGGUGUCCGGUUAGAGACAGCCUCUCUUAAUUUUAACACUAACUGGAACCUCAGCUUGGACUUGGCGGCUGAUCUGGGUCUGUCUGGGGUUGUUUUCAGACUGAACCAUCCCACACUUUGGAAAGAGAGUGUUGUGUGGUGAGCCACGUGUACAGGAACUGGACCUAGAGGAACCAGCGAAGGUCUGUUUGACUAGAAAGACACUACUGGUAUUAACAGCUAACUGCCCUGCUUUGACCUUUCAUCCAGAGGUAAACAUGGCUGUUUGGAGGAAACUGUGGUGCAGAAACCUCCUGGCUGUGUCUCUGCUUUUCUACAUGCUCCUCCACAUCAUUGAUGUGCACGCACGGCCAGCCAACAUGUCGGCCUCUAAAGAUAAGUCUCCAUCCAGCAAAGACGAGAACGAGAUUCUUCCUCCAGAUCACCUGAACGGGUUGAAGAUGGAGCUGGACGGCCACCUCAAUAAGGACUUCCAUCAGGAGGUUUUUCUGGGGAAGGAGAUUGAGGAGUUUGAUGAGGAUUCAGAGCCGAGGAGGAACAGAAAGAAGCUUAUUGAAAUUUUUACCAAGGUCGACUUCAACAGGGACAGGAGCAUAAGUGCCAAGGAGAUGCAGCGCUGGAUUAUGGAAAAGACGGAGGAGCACUUUCAGGAAGCCAAGAAGGAGAACAAGAACAGUUUCCGUGCUGUCGAUCCAGACGGCGAUGGUCACGUGACAUGGGAUGAAUACAGAGUGAAGUUUCUGGCUAGCAAAGGUUUCAAUGAGAAAGAGAUUGCGGAGAAAAUAAAGAAUAACGAAGAUCUGAAACUGGAUGAGGAAACUCAGGAGGUCCUGGAAAGCCUGAAGGACCGCUGGUUUCAGGCCGACAACCUUCCAGCUGACCAGCUGCUGAAUGAGGAGGAGUUCUUGUCUUUCCUUCACCCUGAGCACAGCAGAGGCAUGCUCAAAUACAUGGUCAAGGAGAUUGUGCGUGACUUAGACCAGGACGGCGAUAAGAGGCUGACACUGUCAGAGUUCAUUUCUUUGCCCGUGGGCACUGUGGAGAACCAGGAGGCUGCAGAGAUCGAAGAUGAGUGGGUCAGAGAGAGGAAGAAGGAGUUUGAGGAAGUCAUCGAUUCAAACCGCGACGGCAUCGUAACCAUGGAUGAGCUGGAGGAGUACAUGGACCCGAUGAAUGAGCACAACGCUUUGAACGAGGCCAAGCAGAUGAUCGCUGUCGCAGACGAGAACCAGAACCAUAACUUGGAGCUGGACGAGAUUCUCAAGUACAGCGAGUACUUCACAGGGAGCAAGCUCAUGGAUUAUGCCAGAAACGUACACGAGGAGUUCUGAAAACAGAUCCGGCGUGAGGGACAAACCUGGAAGAUUGGCGACGAGAUGAUCAAGAUGUUCUAGUGUGCAAUUCUGUAUUUAAAAAGCCUAGCAUCAGCAGCCUCUGUCACUGCUGAGUCCAGUUAACACACCCCUCCUUCAACCCUGGACCAGUGAAGCUAACACAGUCUGCCUUUUGCGUGCCAUUGGACUGUUUGAAGUGUUCUCCAUUUUAAAUUUAAAAGCGCUGCACCGAUUCCAAAUUUAUUUUUGCUAAACAGUGAAAUGUGUGUAUAUGAGGAAUUUUCAUUGCUGGUGCAGUGGUGAGAGAGACUGAGCAGCUAGGCGAGCUGUUUUUCUGCAGGAUCUGUUGUCUGUAUACAGUGUAAAUAUUCACAUUUAUCACACACCAAUGCGUCUGUCAGUGGGAAAGAUAAUGGUGCUGAAGGGUGUGACGCUUAGAGAGACACUAAUGGAUUAAAAGAGUAUAUUUGUGCGACAAAAAUAUAUCACAUAAUUGCCCAAACUUAAGAAUUUCAUUUUUAGUGUAGUAUAGUUCCACCGCUUUCCACAAUAGGUCGAGUCCGUCCUUCCACUGUACUUAAAAACAGGGUGUUUAUGUAUUUAAACAAAAAAAGUAAAUAAGAUUAGAAUAGAAAAAUAAGAAGAACUUUAACUAAAAAAUCUGUUUGUUGAAAAAGAUUAAUAUAUGAGUAUAUUUUGAAGGAAACUCAAAAGCAGCAUCUAAUCAUGUCAUUUCACCUAUGUGUCUGUUUCUAAAUCUUCACUACAGCCACUCUAAUUCAGACUUAAUGUUUAGAUGUGGAUGAAGAAUACCUUAUAUAUAAAUAUAUAUAUUAUUAUUAUUAAUUUUUGUUUUGCAUCUUUGAACGUCAUGCAGAUGUGUACUUAUUUAGUCCUGGUGUCUUUGUCUUGGGUUUCUUUUACCUGCUGAAUCUUUAAAUGCUCACAGUCAAUCCAUAUAAUUGAUUUUCAGCUGCAUGGACAAUUAUCGGAGUUAACGAUUUUCGCUGCAUUUCUGUUUCCAGUAACCUGUGGAGUGUUGGCAUCCCGCUGCAGUCUUUUCUGUCCUCGGUGCGAUUGUAAAAUAAGAUUUAUGAUAAGAGAAUGUGACACAGCUUUACAAAAUGUACUGCAAAUAUGCCAUAAACAAUAAAUAUUUCUUAUCAACUGA